GAUGCUCAUCUGAAGACCAGGCAAAAACGGCACACUGCGCGCUCCCACCAGCUAGAGCGAGCGCAGUGGCGGCUUGUGGUAAUGGCGACGGCCAGGCUCGUCCUCCUCGCGGCCCUCGUGGCCGCCACCGCAUGGGAGCUGCCGCCGAGCCUCCGGGUGGCGGCGGCGCCGGUGGCGAUCCACGCGCUGCGCCCGCUGGUGGGCUCCGCCGGGGACCUGGGCCGGCGCGGCGGCGUGCCGUGCGACAGCUGGCGGCUGGCCGUGGAGGCGAAUAACAAGCGCGACUGGAAGACGGUGCCGGCCGACUGCGAGGGCUACGUCGGCCACUACAUGCUCGGCGGGCACUACCGCCAGGACUCCCGCGUCGUCGUCGACGAGGCCGUCGCGUACGCCGAGGGGCUCAAGCUCGGCGGCGGCGGCAGGGAGGUGUGGGUGUUCGACAUCGACGAGACGUCCCUCUCCAACCUCCCCUACUACGCCACCCAUGGCUUCGGCACUAAGCCGUACAACGCAACGAGCUUCAACGAGUACGUGCUGGAGGGCAGCGCGCCGGCGCUGCCGGAGACGCUGCGGCUCUUCAGGAAGCUCAUCGCCCUCGGCAUCAAGCCGGUGUUCCUGACGGGCCGCACCGAGGACCAGCGGGCCGUCACCGUGGCCAACCUCCGCCGCCAGGGCUACUCCGGGUGGGAGAAGCUCCUGCUCAAGCCCCUCGGGUCCAAGGCCACCGCCGUCGCCUACAAGUCCGGCGAGCGCCGGAAGCUGGAGGACGCCGGGUUCGUCGUCGUCGGCAACAUCGGGGACCAGUGGAGCGACAUCCUCGGCGCUCCGGAGGGGGCGCGCACCUUCAAGCUGCCCGACCCGCUGUACUACAUCGGCUGAUGAUCAAGCGGUGCGGCGGCCGCCUCGCUCCGUACCAUCCGACGGCGGCUCUCUCCCUUGAUUUAGUUAACCGCUCCGCUCAUGUUGUUUUUUAAUUAAUCAAGGUUGAUUUUUCUGAUUUAAGUGGAAAUAUGACUCGCUGGCCGAGAGCUGUCAAUCAAUAAAUCAAUGGUUGUUUAUUAUGGA
Messenger RNA from Panicum virgatum (switchgrass), 1065 nucleotides. RefSeq names its product acid phosphatase 1-like. The record is from RefSeq and is a predicted model, not a curated record. Bases 82 to 879 code for a protein of 265 amino acids. The transcript has 2 exons. Lineage: Eukaryota; Viridiplantae; Streptophyta; Magnoliopsida; Poales; Poaceae. Gene Ontology annotation, molecular function: acid phosphatase activity.